AUGGGGAUUUGCAGCUCAUGCUACUUUGCCACCACCGGCACCAUUACCAGCCCUUCCACGGUCAAACUCAUCCUCUUAGAAGGCGAACUUAGAGAAUUUCCGUCGCCGAUGAAGGUGUUCCUGGUGGCACCGCCGUUAGAUUUAGGGAAUGAUCUGUGCUCCUUCAUUUGCAACGCGGAUGAGAUGGAUUUUGAUCACUACCUUACCGCCAUGAAUGGGGAGGAGUAUCUUCGUUUGGGUCAGCUGUACUUUGAGCUUCCAUUGAGCUGGUUGAAUAGGCGGUUAGCCGCGGAGGAUAUGGCUUCUCUGGCGGUUAAAGCCGGGAGGGCAAUUACGGUUAGUAGUGGUAAGGUGAGAUGCGGGUGCUGUGUUAUACAGGUUGAUCCGGUGGUGUUCAGUGAUGCGGAUAAUGAGAUUGAUGUGAUUAUGCCCGAGAGUCCAUCAGAGAUGAUAACAUCUUCCUGGAGUAGGGUUGGAGGUGGAGGUGGUGGUGGUGGCAACCACAGUCACGGUGGUAAACGGCGGAUGUUUACAAAGCUUGAAAGGAUAGCGGAGGAGUGA
This is a messenger RNA of Cynara cardunculus var. scolymus (artichoke), 561 nucleotides long. RefSeq lists its product as uncharacterized. The record is from RefSeq and is a predicted model, not a curated record. The transcript has a single exon. The coding region runs from base 1 to 561 and encodes 186 amino acids. NCBI's taxonomy places the organism in Eukaryota, Viridiplantae, Streptophyta, Magnoliopsida, Asterales, Asteraceae.